UCGAUUUAAAUGACCUAGACUCUAUUGCUAAUAUGCAUCAUAAUAUUGGACGUUGCUAUCGCGAGCAAAAAAAUUAUCUAUAUUCUAUCAAACAUUACAUACAAUCAUUAACUAUAUAUAACGAAUUCGGAACCAUACAAAAAGGACAUACGAUUCCGGCUUUAUGUCUGUAAGCGACAAUUACGUACAGUGAGCAUUUGCUCGUACGAAGUCCCUAAGGCUUUAUUUCAGGUAAGUUUACGCAGGGCAAUCAAAGGCAUACUUCCUAUAGUUCAACAAAAACUUUUUACACAAACGUUUGCUGAGAAAGCUGCGAUAUUCAACUACACCUUACUCACAGUUGCCUGUCAGCGCCAUAGAUUCGUCAUAAAUUAAUUUAUUUUCUAACAGACUGUAGAUACUUUUCUAGGACUUAAUAGGUUUCAAGUUGUGAUAUUUUUGUCGUUAUGACAGGAUGUAUCAGCUUUUGAGUAAAACGUGACGCAACGGAUAUUAAAAGUGAUGAAAAAGUAUUUAUGAGAGUCCACUGAAUCUGAGAAAAGAAGAUAGAUAUAAAUGUUUCAAAACUUCUGGCAGAUAAUUGUUCUGCGCGGAUAGUCGACGCAUGCGAGCAUCAUGGACUAAUGUCGAUGAAUAGGGACAUACUGGAAGUGCACAGUGGGAAUCCAGAAGGACAUUUAACAAAAAAUCGAAAGUACACUUCUCCAAAAUUCAAAUAAUAUUACGUAUAGUUCAAUCAAUGGGCUAUCGAAUGGUAUAAAAAUUUUAGUUGCACUUUUUGGAAAACUGUAUCCUUCAACAAAUGUCUGAAAAGUAGAGACCUCUGAGAAAAAUAGGUGUUUUUAGUAAACUCAGUGGUCUGAAGUUUAUAAAGUUUACAUAUUCUGAAUCUACACAUCCUCCUAUACAAAACUGGAAAAAAUAUCCUUUCUAGGCUUGUCAAAUAGGAGAAAAAAAUUCGACUUCCAGACUAAGUCUGUUUCGAAAGAAGUUCUUAUUUUUUAAUGAGUUUCUCCACUUCUUCCCCCGUCCAAUCUGACUCAAUAUUAUACCAAAAUGUUGGCGUCAUUUCUUCUAUCAAUUGUGAAUGCGCAUAUUUAUCAAAGUUAAGCUAUAGGUUUUUCAAAAAACCCUGAGUUUUGAGGUAUUUUCCAUUUUGCUCAGCCGAAAAAUACCUUCAUUGAAAAUUAAUGUGAUAUUUGGAAUCAGCAUUAAAAACUGCAUCGAAUGAUCUAUAACCUGUUAAUUUUACAAAUAAAAUAUUUUGGACAAAAAUUCAGGGCAAGGGUGUUCCUAAGAAAUCUUUUAUCAAAAAAUGUUUUUUUCCUUUUAUUAAUAUCUAACGCAUAAUAAGAUCAUAUUAUGCGAAAAUAAUCGUUUUUUAACGCAAAAACUGUGAAGUGGGAUGGAUUUCGACCAGACAUGUGCGGCGAUAAAAAAAUUUCGGUGGCGGCGAAUGAAAUUUUUACCGUAGGCGGCGGCGGCGCCAGGCAAUGAAAAUUCCCUGCACCUUCGACGGCGGCGGUGCGAGGUUAUGGAAAUGUCCUCUGCCUUCGGCGGCGGCGUCUAAAAAUUGGUUAUCAGCGGCGAAUCUCAUAAUUUAAGUAAAACAACAUUCUUUUUCAUUUCUGGCUCGUUCUUCGCGCGCCAACUGUAUCUGUACGUUGCGUAUACUAAAAGAUAGAAACGCGCUGCACGCUAGAAGCCUAAGGUAAGAAUGUACUAACAAAAAUAGUCAAAAUUUUUACAAAAAAAUUUCUGUCCUCCGCGGCGACAAAAGUUUAACGGCAUGGCGGCGGCGAUGACGGAAGUCGCAACAAUUUUUCUCCACCUUGGGCGGCGGUAGCGUGUAAAAAAUGACCGGCGCGGCGGCGCACGUCUCUGAUUUCGACUACAGAGAUGUGACAACACAAAGUUUAGAAGAUAAAAAGUUCUAUUGAUCUGAGCGAUCGAAUAGAGAGACUGAUCGAUGUCGCGCAGAAGAGAAGGAAUCAUCAGACUCCUGCUUAUUCUAUCCAACAUCCUUUUUCAAUGACCCGUUUUCGAAUUCUUUAGGCAGAUAUGAAUUACAUCAGGCUAUGGGUAAAGUUUAUACUGAAUUAAACAAUUACCCUAAAUCAUUUCAACAUUUCUAUGAAGCAUUAUCUAUAAGACAAAGCGAAUUCCCUAACAAAUAUUAUUCUAAUAUAGGCAUCGAUCGUUCAAUUACUCGUAUUUAUCUUAAAACCGAACAAUUUAACUUAGCUAUUAAGCAUUGUAAAAAACUUUUAGAAUUCAAAGAUUCUAUUAGGCCUGAUAAUGGAACAAAAUUUGCAUUAUUAAAUCAAUUCAUUGGUUGGCUAUGUUAUAAAAAUGAACAAUAUGAAUUAGCAUUUCAAUAUUGUACAAUAGCAUUAAAUAUUUAUAAUAAUCAGGUUGAUACUCAUGAACUCGAUUGUAUAACAGUUUUGAAUUAUUUAGGAAAUAUUGCAUUAAAAUUACAUCAAUAUGGCAAAGCAUGGAAUUACUGCACAACAUCGAUGACAAGACUUGAGAUGGUCAACCAAGGAGUGAAGUACAAACUAAUUGCCAAUCAUUAUGAAUUAUUUGGUAAUAUUUCUUUCAACUGUAAUGAUAAAAUACUCGGUUAUAACUGUUAUAGACGAGCACUUGAAAUUUUAUCAACAAUAAAACCAGUUCCACAUAAUGAUAUAAAACGUGUGCGACAAUCAUUAAAUCGAUCAAACUAUUCACUCCUUCAUAUCUUCAAUACACCAGCCCCUAUUGUAUAA
Molecule: messenger RNA, 2771 nt
Organism: Didymodactylos carnosus
Lineage: Eukaryota; Metazoa; Rotifera; Eurotatoria; Philodinida; Philodinidae
Source: the annotation of a GenBank genome assembly